AUUCAAGAAAAAAGAGACUGUUAAUCCUUUGCCGGUCGAGCAAUCUUGGGCUCUUCCUAGAUUGAGGACUCCGUCUUUGGCCAUGCCGUUCUCGAUUUUCAUGGCGUUCUUGCUUCUGAAGGUGGCAUGUUCAGAAACCGUUCCGGGGAAUUUCAGCUUCUAUGGGCUGUUGAAGCUCGAAGGCGUCCUGGAGGUAGAUUCCAAUGGCGCAACCGUCGUUACAAACUCGACGGCACAAGACGCGGGCUACGCGUAUUACAGCAGUCCCCUCCAGUUCAAGAAUUCCUCGGCUGGUGAUGCCUUCUCUUUCUCUACGACUUUUGCCUUCGCCGUUCCUUCCACGGACCUUGCGGAUGGGAGUGGAUUUUACUUCGUCAUUUCGCCCUCUAAGGGGGCUUUUGGAAUCUCGCCAAACAACAGUGGCUUGUCACUGAACAAUUCCGAUGGAAACAGUCCAAACCACACGAUCGUAGUUGAACUGGACCAGAUCUUCACCAACAAUCAAUAUGGCGGGAAGAAUCUCAUGUUCCAUGCAGGUGACCCGAUCCAAUCUCGGGUGGAAUACAACAGCACCAACAACAAAGCCACGGUCACCUUAUCUCCGGUCGGUAAGCCGAGACCUAGCGUCCUGCUACUGACCUUGACGCAAGAUAUUUCUUCUGACUUGUACGAGUACAUGUAUGUCGGCUUUUCAUCGCUCUCAGAAACAUCUUCAGCAUCUCAUUACAUAUUGGCCUGGAACUUCAAAAUGAACGGUGAAGCCGAAGACAUCGAAGCGUCUCGGCUUCCUAAACUUCCUGAAAGCCCUGAAGGAAAAGGAGGAUACGGAAAAAUAAAGAAGAUCUUAGCAGUAGUUCUGUCCCUAGCGGCAGCUACUUUUGUCCUAGUUUUAGUUUUCGGUGCGAUCUUGCUUUCGAGGAAGAGGAGGUCUAGGGAAGUGUUGGAAGAUUGGGAAGUCCAGUAUGGACCGCAUAAGUUCACCUACAAGGAACUCUUCGCUGCCACAAAAGGCUUCAAGGACAGAGAGAUUCUUGGGAAAGGAGGGUUCGGCCGAGUGUACAGAGGGCUCUUGCUGGCGUCGAACAUGCAGAUUGCGGUGAAGAGGGUCGCCCACGAUUCCAACCAAGGGAUGAGGGAAUUCGUGGCAGAAAUCGCCACAAUUGGCCGCCUUCGGCACCCAAACCUCGCCAGGCUCCUCGGUUAUUGCAGGCACAAGCAAGAACUGUUCCUGGUCUAUGAUUACAUGCCCAAUGGAAGCCUAGACAAGUAUCUGUACGGGCAACCAAAGUCGACGCUCGAUUGGGGAAUGCGAUACAAGAUCCUGAAAGAUGUGGCGGCCGCGCUCUUCUAUUUGCACCAGCAAUGGACACAAGUGGUCAUACACAGGGAUAUCAAAGCCAGCAAUGUCCUGAUAGACGGCGACAUGAAUGGGAGAUUAGGAGAUUUCGGCCUGGCCAAGUUAGUCGAACAUGGGACUGACCCCCAAACAUCGGUCUUGGCGGGUACACUGGGCUACAUCGCACCUGAACUUGCCCGGACUGGCAAAGCCAACACGAGCACCGACUUGUUCGCAUUUGGGGUUUUCAUGUUGGAGGUUGUUUGUGGCAGGAGGCCGCUGGACCCACGAGCGCCAGAAGAUCAAACUCUUCUCGCCGAGUGGGUGCUAAACUGCUGGGACAGGGGAGACCUUCUGGAGACCGUGGAUGGCAGGCUUCAGAACGAUUACGCGGCCGAAGAAGCUGAAGUGGCAUUGAAGCUCGGGCUCUACUGCUCGCACGUGGUGGCAGCCGCCAGGCCCAGCAUGUCUAGCGUGGUUCAGUACUUGACCGGAGUCUCGAAAUUGCCCGACAACUUGAGGGACAUAAUUGAAGCCCGGGACUUCCCCGGAAGCACCAGCGCGACCAGCUCGGACGUGCCUCAGAACAUUUCGUUCUCUUCGUUGACAAUCUCGGCAUCUCUGGUCACCGAAGGGCGGUAAAGAUUGCUGGGUUUUGUUUCGAGUUGUCUGUCUCUCAGCUUAGUAUGGACCGUCGGCAUCUUAACCAGGUGACAAGCUUUUGCUCUGCGUAGCAAGCAUGGAACGGCCA
Rhodamnia argentea is the source of this 2087-nucleotide messenger RNA. Its product is annotated as L-type lectin-domain containing receptor kinase V.9-like. Gene Ontology annotation, molecular function: protein kinase activity; ATP binding; carbohydrate binding. The record is from RefSeq and is a predicted model, not a curated record. Lineage: Eukaryota; Viridiplantae; Streptophyta; Magnoliopsida; Myrtales; Myrtaceae. Gene Ontology annotation, cellular component: plasma membrane. The transcript has a single exon. Gene Ontology annotation, biological process: protein phosphorylation. The coding region runs from base 83 to 1978 and encodes 631 amino acids.